AUGGUGCUGCACCGGGUGAUCCAGGCAGCCCGGGCAGGCGAUCUCUCAGCCCUGAGGAAGCUCUCCUCCUCUGGGUGCCUCACGGUCUCAGCCUCCAUCACAGACGCCCAGGGGGCCGGCCCGGUGCACCACGCCGCGCGAUGCGGCCGCUUGGAAUGCCUGCGCUACCUGGUGGUGGAGGUGGGGCUGGCGGCCGAUGCCCGGGCCCUGAACAGAGCCACACCCGCCCACGACGCUGCCGCCACUGGCCACGCCCGGGAACUGCAGUGGCUGGUGAACCAAGGGGGCUGCAACAUAGAGGUGAGUCUGGUUGAGACACUGAGGGUGGACCAGAGAGUUACAACAUAGAGGUGAGCCUGGUUGAGACACUGAGGGGACUGGAGAGAGGUGGAGAUAAGUGGGUGUAGUUGUUGCCCUCAUACAUGAAUGUAAAGUCCCAUGGCGUCUAGCCAGCAGCCAUGUAUCAGGACAAGGAUUACACGGAGCAGCGUGAAGACCAGUUUAGAUGAGUCCAUGGUACCUGGACUUCCCAGGGGUCUUGUCUCGUUCUCUGCACAUGUUGUGCCUCAUGAAUGUGAUGCUUAACCAUCAGACUGUACUGCAUGUAAACACUAACCCAAAGUCACAUGGCUUCUGACCGUUGGGGUUCUUAAUGACCGUGCUCCUAGAAUAGAGGGUUACGUUGGGGUUCUUAAUGACCGUGCUCCUAGAAUAGAGGGUUACGUUGGGGUUCUUAAUGACCGUGCUCCUAGAAUAGAGGGUUACGUUGGGGUUCUUAAUGACCGUGCUCCUAGAAUAGAGGGUUACGUUGGGGUUCUUAAUGACCGUGCUCCUAGAAUAGAGGGUUAAGUUGGGGUUCUUAAUGACCGUGCUCCUAGAAUAGAGGGUUACGUUGGGGUUCUUAAUGACCGUGCUCCUAGAAUAGAGGGUUACGUUGGGGUUCUUAAUGACCGUGCUCCUAAAAUAGAGGGUUACGGUGGGGUUCUUAAUGACCGUGCUCCUAAAACAGAGGGUUACGGUGGGGUUCUUAAUGACCGUGCUCCUAGAAUAGAGGGUUACGUUGGGGUUCUUAAUGACCGUGCUCCUAAAACAGAGGGUGACGUUGUGUCAGUUGGCGUUCCAGAUGACUGGUCACUAUCUGGUGUGUCAGUUGGCGUUCCAGAUGAUUGGUCACUAUCUGGUGUGUCAGUUGGCGUUCCAGAUGAUUGGUCACUAUCUGUUGUGUCAGUUGGCGUUCCAGAUGAUUGGUCACUAUCUGGUGUGUCAGUUGGCGUUCCAGAUGACUGGUCACUAUCUGGUGUGUCAGUUGGCGUUCCAGAUGAUUGGUCACUAUCUGGUGUGUCAGUUGGCGUUCCAGAUGACUGGUCACUAUCGGGUGUGUCAGUUGGCGUUCCAGAUGAUUGGUCACUAUCUGGUGUGUCAGUUGGCGUUCCAGAUGACUGGUCACUAUCUGGUGUGUCAGUUGGCGUUCCAGAUGAUUGGUCACUAUCUGGUGUGUCAGUUGGCGUUCCAGAUGAUUGGUCACUAUCUGGUGUGUCAGUUGGCGUUCCAGAUGACUGGUCACUAUCUGGUGUGUCAGUUGGCGUUCCAGAUGAUUGGUCACUAUCUGGUGUGUCAGUUGGCGUUCCAGAUGACUGGUCACUAUCGGGUUUGUGUCAGUUGGCGUUCCAGAUGAUUGGUCACUAUCGGUGUGUCAGUUGGCGUUCCAGAUGAUGGUCACUAUCUGGUGUGUCAGUUGGCGUUCCAGAUGACUGGUCACUAUCUGGUGUGUCAGUUGGCGUUCCAGAUGACUGGUCACUAUCUGGUGGUCAGUUGGCGUUCCAGAUAUGGUCAUAUCUGGUGUGUCAGUUGGCGUUCCAGAUGAUGGUCCUAUCUGGUGUGUCAGUUGGCGUUCCAGAUGAUGGUCACUAUCUGGUUGUGUCAGUUGGCGUUCCAGAUGACUGGUCACUAUCUGGUGUGUCAUUGGCGUUCCGAUGAUGGUCACAUCUGGUGUGUCAUUUGGCGUUCCAGAUGCUGGUCACUAUCUGGGUGUGUCAGUUGGCGUUCCAGAUGACUGGUCACUAUCUGGUGUGUCAGUUUGGGCGUUCCAGAUGACUGGUCACUAUCUGGUGUGUCAGUUGGCGUUCCAGAUGACUGGUCACUAUCUGGUGUGUCAGUUGGCGUUCCAGAUGAUUGGUCACUAUCUGGUGUGUCAGUUGGCGUUCCAGAUGACUGGUCACUAUCUGGUGUGUCAGUUGGCGUUCCAGAUGAUUGGUCACUAUCUGGUGUGGGUCCAGUUGGCCGUUCCAGAUUACUGGUCACUAUCUGGUGUGGCGUUACUUUGUUGUCCAGUAGUAUUAUCUCUCUCUCCUCCCCCUUUCUCUCUUCUCUCUCUCUCCUCCCCUUUUCCCUCUUCUCUCUCUCUCCUCCCCCUUUCUCUCUCUCUCUCUCUCCUCCCCUUUUCCCUCUUGUCUCCUCCCCCUUCUCUCUUCUCUCUCUCUCCUCCCCCUUUCUCUCUUCUCUCUCCUCCUCCCCCUUUCUCUCUUCUCUCUCUCUCCUCCCCCUUCUCUCUUCUCUCUCUCUCCUCCCCCUUCUCUCUUCUCCCUCUCUCUCCUUCCCCCUUCUCUCUUCUCUCCUCUCCUCCCCGCUUCUCGCUUUCUCUCUCCUCCUCCCCCUAUUACUCUUCCCUCUCUCCUCCCCCUGCUCUCUCUCCUCCUCUCCGCUAGCCCUUCGACUCGUGUCUCUCAUCAUGCCUCGCCAUCUCAUCCUCUGCCUCCGCACACUUCUCUCUUCUCUCAGCCUCCGUCCCACGCUCCAUCUGUUCUCUCUCAAUCCUGACUCCCACGCGCGUCCUCUCUGCUUCCCACUUCUAGUCUUCUCUCGGAUCCAUCCCCAGCUUCUCUCUAUACUCUCAUGCUCCUACCCCCGUGCUCGUCUUGCUCAUACUCGUCGCUGCCCCUUCUCUCUCCCUCUACUCACUAAAUACCUCUGCUCUCGCCCACCCCCUUUCUCUCUUUCUCUCUCUCUCCUCCCCCAUUGCUCGUCUCCCCGUCCCCCUUCCCUUCUUCUCAGUCUGCUCUCCCAUCCGCCCGAGUUCUCUCUGUCUCUCUCUCUCCUCCCCCUUCUCUCUUCUCUCUCUCUCCUCCCCCUUCUCUCUUCUCUCUCUCUCCUCCCCCUUCUCUCUUCUCUCUCUCUCCUCCCCCUCUCUCUUCUCGCUCCUCCCCCUUCUCUCUCUCUCCUCCCCUUUCCCCUCUCUCUCUCUCCUCCCCCUUCCUCUUCUCUCUUCUCUCCUCUCCUCCCCCCUUCUCUCUCUCUCCUCCUCCCCUUCUCUCUUUCUCUCCUCUCCCCCCUUUUCUCUCUCUCUCUCUCUUCCCUUUCUCUCUCUCUCUCUCUCCCCCUUUCUCUCUUCUCUCUCUCUCUCUCCUCUUCCUUCUCUCUCUCUCCCCUCUUCCCCUCUCUCCUCCCCCUUUCUCCCUUCUCUCUCUCUCUCCUCCCCCCCUUUCUUCCUCUCUCUCUCUCUCUCUCCUCCCCUUUCCUCUCUUCUCUCUCUCCUCCCCUUUCUCGUUCUCUCGCUCCUCCCCCUUUCUCUUUCUCUCUCUCCUCCCCCCUUUCUCUCUUUUUUCUCUCUCUUCCUCCCCCUUUCUCUUUCUCUCUCUCUCCUCCCCCUUUCUCUCUUCCCCCUCUCUCCCGUCUCGCUCUCCCUCCCUCCCUCUCCCUGCUAAAAAUAUUUUCGUUGACAGUAGUGUGUAAGUCAACCCCCCUCAUAGGUUCUAUUUCAGUUCUUUCUCACCCUAACUCAAACCGGCCCGUCUCAACAUCACCGACCUCUUGAUCUCAUUUAAAUACAGCUGCUCCAAGUUAAAGAACACGUUCAGAGUCCCUGGUUAUUGUUCAGACAAAGUGAUAACAUUAUUCUUGGUUGGUGGUCUCUCCCAUAGAGGGGACCUGUAUUGCUCCAGCCUAUUGUGCUUCACAACGGGAGGUGAAAAGGGCAAGAAUAUGUUUAAAUCAUUCAUUAACAUUCCCUUACAUGAUUGAAGAUGUAUUAAUCUGAUUAUGCUGUACUCAACUGGGUGGGAGUAAGUGAUCUGUAAGCUUUAGGUUUGAUAGAUGUUCAUAUGCCAAUAGGGGUGUUCAGACAGUUGACCCCUAGGAUUAUGUUCUUGUGAUGAUGUCAUAAUAUGAUUGGCUUCUUGGAUGGAUUUUCAUAACAUGUCUUUGUGCUCUGUGUUGAUACAGUAGAACCAUUAUGAAUAGAUCUCUGGGUCUGUUUUGUUUUCUAGCCGUAAUAUAUUACAGUAUGCAGACAUAUCUAUGGUUGUGUGUGUAAAUGUGCAAGGUAAAUCAAUCCUUAAAAUAAUUUGGUAACACUGUACUUAAAACCUGCAGGUAUAAUGCAUUAUGAUGCCGUUAUAACACAUUCAUAAGACUGUCAUGAUAAUGUAUGUCUUCUAAUCAUCUCAUCCUGACUUAAUCCAAGCUAUUGAUUUGUGUCUCUCUCUCUGGUUGUUUGUAGGACCAGGAUGCAGCCGGGGCGACAGCGCUCCAUCUCGCAGCCCGGUUCGGACGGGUAGAGGUCGUCCAUUGGCUGCUGUUGGUUGGGGGCGUGGCCGAGGAGACGACAGACUGUGGGGCAGUCCCCGCCCAUUACGCUGCUGCCAAGGGAGACCUUACCUGUCUGAAACUACUGGUCCACCAAGCACCUGGGUAGGACCAAAGAUGAACAACAUGUAUGGAUAGGACUGCUGCCUCUACACGUCUAUCCAGUCAAUGUGUUGGAUGGUUGAUUGUUGUCACUGCUUGUCUUACAGUGGUCAUAGUGGAGAAUAUAGUCCUCAUUGUCCUACAGUGGUCAUAGUGGAGAAUAUAGUCCUCAUUGUCCUACAGUGGUCAUAGUGGAGAAUAUAGUCCUCAUUGUCAUAGUGGAGAAUAUAGUCCUCAUUGUCCUAGUGGUCAUAGUGGAGAAUAUAGUCCUCAUUGUCCUAGUGGUCAUAGUGGAGAAUAUAGUCCUCAUUGUCCUAGUGGUCAUAGUGGAGAAUAUAGUCCUCAUUGUCCUACAGUGGUCAUAGUGGAGAAUAUAGUCCUCAUUGUCAUAGUGGAGAAUAUAGUCCUCAUUGUCCUAGUGGUCAUAGUGGAGAAUAUAGUCCUCAUUGUCCUACAGUGGUCAUAGUGGAGAAUAUAGUCCUCAUUGUCUUACAGUGGUCAUAGUUGAGAAUAUAGUCCUCAUUGUCCUACAGUGGUCAUAGUGGAGAAUAUAGUCCUCAUUGUCCUACAGUGGUCAUAGUGGAGAAUAUAGUCCUCAUUGUCCUAGUGGUCAUAGUGGAGAAUAUAGUCCUCAUUGUCCUAGUGGUCAUAGUGGAGAAUAUAGUCCUCAUUGUCCCACAGUGGUCAUAGUGGAGAAUAUAGUCCUCAUUGUCCUAGUGGUCAUAGUGGAGAAUAUAGUCCUCAUUGUCCUAGUGGUCAUAGUGGAGAAUAUAGUCCUCAUUGUCCUACAGUGGUCAUAGUGGAGAAUAUAGUCCUCAUUGUCCUACAGUGGUCAUAGUGGAGAAUAUAGUCCUCAUUGUCCUACAGUGGUCAUAGUGGAGAAUAUAGUCCUCAUUGUCCUACAGUGGUCAUAGUGGAGAAUAUAGUCCUCAUUGUCCCACAGUGGUCAUAGUGGAGAAUAUAGUCCUCAUUGUCCUACAGUGGUCAUAGUGGAGAAUAUAGUCCUCAUUGUCCUACAGUGGUCAUAGUGGAGAAUAUAGUCCUCAUUGUCCUACAGUGGUCAUAGUGGAGAAUAUAGUCCUCAUUGUCCUACAGUGGUCAUAGUGGAGAAUAUAGUCCUCAUUGUCCCACAGUGGUCAUAGUGGAGAAUAUAGUCCUCAUUGUCCUACAGUGGUCAUAGUGGAGAAUAUAGUCCUCAUUGUCCUACAGUGGUCAUAGUGGAGAAUAUAGUCCUCAUUGUCCCACAGUGGUCAUAGUGGAGAAUAUAGUCCUCAUUGUCCUAGUGGUCAUAGUGGAGAAUAUAGUCCUCAUUGUCCUACAGUGGUCAUAGUGGAGAAUAUAGUCCUCAUUGUCCUACAGUGGUCAUAGUGUAUUUGUUGAUUGAACAGGAAGUAGUGGUGGUAAGACAUGAUGAACCCUAACCUUAAGUUGACCCAGAGAGGUAACCACAGGGUAUCCCAUGACUCCUCUCACUCUGCCCCGCUGACAUGUGAUCGCCAGGGCAUGGGACACACACACGACCCAUCCAGGUCAGCCACCUCGAAACCCCACAGAGAUUCACACACGAUGGGUGAUGGCACCAUGGCAACCAUGCCACUCUACUUUGUUUCAUUCAGGGGGUUAGGUUAGGUUAGAGCCAGGUUAGGGUAGGUUAAGGCCGGGCCAGGUUAAGUUAAGGCCAGGUCAGGUUAGGUUAGGUUAAGGCCAGUUUAGGUUAGGUUAAGGCCAAGUUAGGGCCAGGUUAGGUUAGGUUAACGUUAGGUUAGGGUUAGGUUAAGGUCAGGUCAGGUUAGGUUAAGGUUAGGUUAAGGUUAGGUUAAGGCCAGGUCAGGUUAAGGCCAGGUCAGGUCAGGUUAGGUUAAGGCCAGGUCAGGUUAAGGCCAGGUCAGGUUAGGUUAAGGCCAGGCUAGGUUAAGGCCAGGUCAGGUUAAGUUAACGUUAGGUUAGGGCUAGGUUAAGGUCAGGUCAGGUUAGGUUAAGGUUAGGUUAAGGUUAGGUUAAGGCCAGGUCAGGUUAAGGCCAGGUCAGGUUAGGUUAGGUUAAGGCCAGGUUAGGUUAAAGUUAAGGUUAGGUUAAGGCCAGGUCAGGUUAGGUUAAGGCCAGGUCAUGUUAGGUUAAGAUUAGGUUAGGUUAAGGUUAGGUUAGGGCCAGGUUAAGGCCAGGUUAGGUUAAGGCCAGGUCAGGUUAGGUUAGGUUAGGUUAAGGCCAGGUUAGGGUUAACCUGGCCGUAACCUAGCCUGGCCUUAACCUAUCCUAACCUGGCCUUAACCUAACCUGGCCCUAACCUAUCCUAACCUGGCCUUAACCUAACCUAACCUGGCCUUAACCUAACCUAUCCUAAACUGGCCUUAACCUAACCUGGCCCUAACCUAACCUAACCUGACCUUUUAACCUAAUGUUAACAUUACUGUAUAACUGUAGUUGUAUAAAGUAUUAUCUGCCACUAACAUUACUGUAUAACUGUAGUUUUAUAAUGUAUUAUCUGCCCACUAACAUUACUGUAUAACUGUAGUUUUAUAAUGUAUUAUCUGCCCACUAACAUUACUGUGUAACUGGAGUUGUAUAAUGUACAUUCUGGUGUCAUCUUCACGAUGCCUCCCUGUGUGUUUCUUCCACCAGGUGUGUGAACCGUCAGACCGGAAUCGGUGCCACCCCUCUGUACCUGGCGUGUCAGGAGGGCCACCUGCAUGUAGUGGAGUACCUGGUGAAGGACUGCGGGUCGGACGUACACCUCAGGGCCCAUGAUGGCAUGACCGGCCUGCACGCUGCUGCACACAUGGGUCACCAUGCCCUGGUGGUCUGGCUGGUAAGUGGACUGCAUGCCAAUAUGCUGUAGAACAGUGUUCCCUCAAACCUCUCCUUGAGUACCCACCAGUUUAUUGCACUUAUUUUAUAUUUUCCAGUACAUAUAUUAUUAUUUAGCCAGAAAUCUUUCUGAUUGAGAGGGGGUCAAAUACUUAUUUCCCUCAUUAAAAUGCAAAUCAAUUUAUAACAUUUUUGACAUGGGUUUUUCUGGAUUUUUUUGUUGUUAUUCUGUCUCUCACUGUUCAAAUAAACCUACCAUUAAAAUUAUAGACUGAUCAUUUCUUUGUCAGUGGGCAAACGUACAAAAUCAGCAGGGGAUCAAAUACUUUUUUCCCUCACUUUAGUAACCAAAAAAGUGUUAAACAAAUCAAAAUAUAUUUUAUAUUUGAGAUUCUUUAACUAGCCACCCUUUGCCUUGAUGACAGCUUUGCACACUCUUGGCAUUCUCUCAACCAGCUUCAUGAGGUAGUAACCUGGAAUGCAUUUCAAUUAACAGAUGUGCCUUCUUAAAAGUUAAUUUGUGGAAUUUCUUUCCUUCUUAAUGCGUUUGAGCCAAUCAGUUGUGUUGUGACAAGGUAGGGGGGGUAUACAGAAGAUAGCCCUAUUUGGUAAAAGACCAAGUCCAUAUUAUGGUAAGAACAGCUCAAAUAAGCAAAGAGAAACGACAGUCCAUCAUUACUUUAAGACAUGAAGGUCAGUCAAUACGGAACAUUUCAAGAACUUUGAACGUUUCUUCAAGUGCAGUCGCAAAAACCAUCAAACGUUAUAAUGAAACUGACUCAUGAGGACCGCCACAGGAAUGGAAGACCCAGAGUUACUUCUGCUGCAGAGGAUAAGUUCAUUAGAGUUACCAGCCUCAUAAAUUGCAACCCAAAAAAAUGCUUCACAGAGUUCAAGUAACAGACACAUCUCAACAUCAACUGUUCAGAGGGGACUGUGUGAAUCAGGCCUCCAUGGUCGAUUUACUGCAAAGAAACCACUACUUAAGGACACCAAUAAGAAGAAGAGACCUGCUUGGGGCAAGAAACAGGAGCAAUGGACAUUAGACCAUUGGAAAUGUGUCCUUUGGUCUGGUGUACAAAUUGAAGAUUUUUGGUUCCAACCGCCUUGGCUUUGUGAGACACGGUGUGGGUGAAUGGAUGAUCUCUGCAUGUGUAGUUCCCACCGUAAAGCAUGGAGGAGGAGGUGUUAUGGUGUGGGGGUGCUUUGCUGGUGACACUGUCUGUGAUUUAUUUAGAAUUCAAGGCACAAUUAACCAGAAUGGCUACCACAGCAUUCUGCAGUGAUACGCCAUCCCAUCUGGUUUGGGCUUAGUGGGACUAUCAUUUGUUUUUCAACAGGACAAUGACACACCUCCAGGCUGUGGAAGGGCUAUUUUACCAAGAAGGAGAGUGAUGGAGUGCUGCAUCAGAUGACUUGGCCUCCACAAUCACCCGACCUCAACCUAAUUGAGAUGGUUUGGGAUGAGUGAAGGAAAAGCAACCAACAAGUGCUCAGCAUAUGUGGGAACUCCUUCAAGACUGUUGAAAAAGCAUUCCAGGUGAAGCUGGUUGAGAGAAUGCCAAGAGUGUGCAAAGCUGUCAUCAAGGCAAAGAGUGGCUACUUUGAAGAAUCUCAAAUAUAAAAUAUAUUUUGAUUUUUUUAACACUUUUUUUGGUUACUACAUGAUUCCAUAUGUGUUAUUUCAUAGUUUUGAUGUCUUCACUAUUAUUCUACAAUGUAGAAAAUAGUAAAAAUAAAGAAAAACCUUUGAAUGAGUAGGUGUGUCCAAACUUUUGACUGGUAGUGUAUAUACACACAUAUACACACACGUUUUAAAAAUAUAUAUUCCUUUAUUAUUUUCCCCUAACCCUACCACCCCUCUCCUAAUUGGAGUAAACUAAUGGACAACAACACUUAGGCUUCUACUUCCAGCUUAUACAUACUAUAUACAUUUUACGGACACAAUGUAUUUUACAAUAGUUAUAUUUUGUUUGUUUUUAACCCCAUCAUUCAGCUACCAUCAACCCCUCCCAUCUAUCUCUGAAGCCAAUCCAGUUUGAGUUCUAUUUUGCGUAUAUUUUUAACUGAGCUGUUUCACAAAAGUUCUGAACCUAUAUACAUUUUACAGACACAGUAUAUUUUACAUUAGUUACUUGUUGUUUUUAAUCCCACCCAUCAGCUCCACCACAGAUGGUAUUAGUUCACUAUGUUGAGUUAUAAGGUCCUGCGACAGACAAGCUUCCUUUCCAGGAGGUGUUCUUAUUCAUCAAAGGCUUACUUACUUAUGUUGAGACAACAUUCUCCUCCCCUGUCAUUUGUCCCUCGCAGGCCACCUUAACAUUCUGGUCUGUUGACAUUUGUAACUCAUAGGCCACCUUCACAGACCUUAGCCUGCAGUGCCAGGACAGGGAGGGGGCGACUGCUCUUCACUUCGCGGCCAGUGGGGGGCACCAUCGCAUCCUGGAGAGGCUGCUCCGCAUGGGGGCAAAGGUCAUCAGAGACUACUGGGGGGGAACCCCUCUACAUGAUGCAGCUGAAAACGGAGAGCUGGAGGUGAGAGAUAUGACAAGAUCAGACUCUCAGAGUAGGAGUGCUGAUCUAGGAUCUGGUCCCCCUUGUCCAUGUAAUCUGAUUCACAGUGGUCUAAAAGUUAAAACUGAUCGUAAAUCAGAACUCCUAACUAUCUACAGUAUAUUGAAGUCAUAGUAACAGAGGUUUGAUUCAGUCUGUUUGCUAACUGUUACCCCUCCUUCUAGUGCUGCAGGAUCCUGUUAGCCAACCAGGUGAGCCCAUCAGAGCAGGACAUAGAUGGGUUCACAGCAGCAGACCUGGCAGAGUACAACGGACACUACGACUGUGCCGGCUACCUCCGAGCCGUGGAGACAUGCGUAAGACCCAAAACCUCUGGCUACCUCCGAGCCGUGGAGACAUGCGUAAGACCCAAAACCUCCGGCUACCUCCGAGCCGUGGAGACAUGCGUAAGACCCAAAACCUCCGGCUACCUCCGAGCCGUGAAGACAUGCAUAAGACCCAAAACCUCCGGCUACCUCCGAGCCGUGGAGACAUGCGUAAGACCCAAAACCUCCGGCUACCUCCGAGCCGUGGAGACAUGCGUAAGACCCAAAACCUCCGGCUACCUCCGAGCCGUGAAGACAUGCGUAAGACCCAAAACCUCCGGCUACCUCCGAGCCGUAGAGACAUUCGUAAGACCCAAAACCUCCGGCUACCUCCGAGCCGUGAAGACAUGCGUAAGACCCAAAACCUCCGGCUACCUCCGAGCCGUAGAGACAUUCGUAAGACCCAAAACCUCCGGCUACCUCCGAGCCGUGAAGACAUGCGUAAGACCCAAAACCUCCGGCUACCUCCGAGCCGUGGAGACAUGCGUAAGACCCAAAACCUCCGGCUACCUCCGAGCCGUGGAGACAUGCGUAAGACCCAAAACCUCCGGCUACCUCCGAGCCGUAGAGACAUGCGUAAGACCCAAAACCUCCGGCUACCUCCGAGCCGUGGAGACAUGCGUAAGACCCAAAACCUCCGGCUACCUCCGAGCCGUGGAGACAUGCGUAAGACCCAAAACCUCCGGCUACCUCCGAGCCGUGAAGACAUGCGUAAGACCCAAAACCUCCGGCUACCUCCGAGCCGUAGAGACAUGCGUAAGACCCAAAACCUCUCCCUUUAUACCAUAUUUCUUAGUUCAGAAUUUAUUUUCUUGUUUUGUGGCCUCUGUAACUGUAUAUUGUUCCCAAGCAUAUUUUUUUGCAUUAGAAUCCAAGUCGGAACAAGCUUUAAAACAUCUAUAAAGAGGAAAACUGUUUGUCUCUUACAGUCGUGUUGUGAUUUGAGACUGUCCGUGUGUCUAGUGUUCAGACCUUAAGCCUUGUUCACACUGCAGGCCUUAAUGCUCAAAUCAGUUUUAUUUUUCAAAAUCCAUUUUGGAAUACGGACUGUCCAAACAGCAAGUUACAAGUGACCAAAUCGGAUUUUGUGUGUGUGUGUGUUCAGACAGCAGUCAUUUGCUGACAUGGCUACGCUAGUUGUCAUAGUAACGACGGGUGCGCGCAGUGGUGUAGGCUGAUUUGGUCAGUGGUGCUCGUGCUUCCUGUCACUCUGAAGUUAUGUAGCAAGCGAAGGUGACAGCAGUGCCUGCCAUGGACGUUUCCCCAGUUGCUUUGAAUGUUCAAAAUGAAAGUGUAAGAGAACUUUUAAACCCUCAAAGGAUAAAGAUGAUCCAACUUUCAAAACGAGUCCUUUUUGGCUAGCCACAGCAGCCAACUAGCUGUUUAGCUUUCUAGCACAUGCGCUCAUUUGUUUGUAAACAAUUAACAAGCUAGUUGGCUACCACAUGUUCUUGUCAAACUGUCAACAGUAGGUAGCAAGCAACAAUAUAUGCCAAAUAACAGUCUAAAAACCACUUGAGUUCAAAUAAAUUCGAUUUGACCGUUCAGACACAAGUCACAUGGCCAGGAAUCAGAUCACUCAAUCAAUCACAUUUUUAUUUAUAAAGCCCUUUUUACAUCAGCAGAUGUCACAAAGUGCUAUACAGAAUCCCAGCCUAAAACCCCAAACAGCAAGCAAUGCAGAUGUAGAAGCACGGUGGCUAGGAAAAAUUCCCUAGAAAGGCAGAAACCUAGGAAGAAACCUAGAGAGGAACCAGGCUGUGCCGGGUGGAGAUUAUAACAGUACAUGGCCAUUAAGGACAGAUUUUUCUCCAAGAUGUUCAAACGUUCAUAGAUGACCAGCAGGGUCAAAUAAUAAUCACAGUGGUUGUAGAGGUUGCAACAGGUCAGUACAUCAGGAGUAAAUGUUAUUAGCUUAGUAUAGGGGAGUGUACACUAGAUAUAGAGGAGUGUACACAAGAUAUAGGGGAGUGUACACUAGAUAUAGGGGAGUGCACACUAGAUAUAGGGGAGUGCACACUAGAUAUAGGGGAGUGUACACUAGAUAUAGGGGAGUGUACACUAGAUAUAAGGGAGUGUUCAAUAGAUAUAGGGGAGUGUACACUAGAUAUAGAGAAGUGUACACUAGAUAUAUCAGAGUGUACACUAGAUAUAGGGGAGUGCACACUAGAUAUAGGGGAGUGCACACUAGACAUAUGAGUGUACACUAGAUAUAGGGGAGUGUACACUAGAUAUAGGGGAGUGUACACUAGAUAUAGGGGAGUGUACACUAGAUAUAAGGGAGUGUUCAAUAGAUAUAGGAGAGUGUACACUAGAUAUAGGAGAGUGUACACUAGAUAUAGAGGAGUGUUCAAUAGAUAUAGGGGAGUGUUCAAUAGAUAUAGGGGAGUGUACACUAGAUAUAGAGGAGUGUUCAAUAGAUAUAGGGGAGUGUACACUAGAUAUAGGGGAGUGUACACUAGAUAUAGGGGAGUGUACAAUAGAUAUAGGGGAGUGUACACUAGAUAUAGAAGAGUGUACACUAGAUAUAGAAAAGUGUAAACUAGAUAUAGGGGAGUGUUCAAUAGAUAUAGGAGAGUGUUCAAUAGAUAUAGGGGAGUGUACACUAGAUAUAGAAGAGUGUAAACUAGAUAUAGGGGAGUGUAAACUAGAUAUAGGGGAGUGUACACUGCAUCGCAGUGCUAGCUGUGCCACUAGAGAUCCUGGUUCGAAUCCAGGCUCUGCUGUAGCCGGCUGCAACCGGGAGACCAAUGGGGCGGCGCACAAUUGGCCCAGCGUCGUCCAGGGUAGGGGAGGGAAUGGCCGGCAGGGAUGUAGCUCAGUUGGUAGAGCAUGGCGUUUGCAACGCCAGGGUUGUGGGUUCGAUUCCCACGGGGGGCCAGUAUGAAAAAAAAAUAAAGAAUAAUGUAUGCACUAACUGUAAGUUGCUCAGGAUAAGAGCAUCUGCUAAAUAAUGUAAAAUGUAAAAAAAAAUGUAAACUAGUGUACACUAGAUAUAGGGGAGUGUACACUAGAUAUAGGGGAGUGUUCAAUAGAUAUAGGGGGAGUGUACACUAGAUAUAGGGGAGUGUUCAAUAGAUAUAGGGGAGUGUACACUAGAUAUAGGGGAGUGUACACUAGAUAUAGGGAAGUGUACACUAGAUAUAGGGAAGUGUACACUAGAUAUAGGGAAGUGUACACUAGAUAUAGGGGAAGUGUACACUAGAUAUAGGGGAGUGUACACUAGAUAUAGGGGAGUGUACACUAGAUAUAGGGAGUGUACACUAGAUAUAAGGGGAGUGUACAAUAGAUAUAGGGGAGUGUACAAUAGAUAUAGGGGAGUGUACACUAGAUAUAGGGGAGUGUACACUAGAUAUAGGGGAGUGUACACUAGAUAUAGGGGAGUGUACACUAGAUAUAGGGGAGUGUACACUAGAUAUAGGGGAGUGUACACUAGAUAUAGGGGAGUGUACACUAGAUAUAGGGGAGUGUACACUAGAUAUAGGGGAGUGUACACUAGAUAUAGGGGAGUGUACACUAGAUAUAGGGGAGUGUACACUAGAUAUAGGGGAGUGUACACUAGAUAUAGGGGAGUGUACACUAGAUAUAGGGGAGUGUACACUAGAUAUAGGGGAGUGUACACUAGAUAUAGGGGAGUGUACACUAGAUAUAGGGGAGUGUACACUAGAUAUAGGGGAGUGUACACUAGAUAUAGGGGAGUGUACACUAGAUAUAGGGGAGUGUUCAAUAGAUAUAGAGAAGUGUACACUAUAUAUAGGGGAGUGUACACUAGAUAUAGGGGAGUGUACAAUAGAUAUAGGGGAGUGUACACUAGAUAUAGGGGAGUGUACACUAGAUAUAGAGAAGUGUACACUAUAUAUAGGGGAGUGUACAAUAGAUAUAGGGGAGUGUACACUAGAUAUAGGGGAGUGUACAAUAGAUAUAGGGGAGUGUACACUAGAUAUAGGGGAGUGUACACUGGAUAUAGGGGAGUGUUCAAUAGAUAUAGGGGAGUGUACACUAGAUAUGAGAGUGUACACUAGAUAUAGGGGAGUGUUCAAUAGAUAUAGGGGAGUGUACACUAGAUAUAGUGGAGUGUUCAAUAGCUAUAGAGGAGUGUACUCUUUCAACUGGACAUAGUUCUCUACCACAUUGCUAUACGAUGUGUAAUACUCUAGAAUACUGAUCUAUCUGGAAGUUCCAACCCUAAUGGUUGCUUUUGACACUACAGUCAAUAUGUCCGAUAGCGGCUGUAAUAUACAGAGGCAAUAAGGAUCUGGGAAAACAUGAAAUGUUGAUGGACACAGAGCAUGAACUUAUGACCCCCCAUGAUCCAUCCCAUGACCACAUGAUGUCCAGAUAGUUACAUCACAUGUAUUGUUGUGUGUGUGUGUUGUUGUGUGUGUGUGUGUAUUGUUAUGUGUGUGUGUGUGUGUGUGUUAUGUGUGUGUGUGUAGUUAUGUGUGUGUAUUGUUAUGUGUGUGUGUGUGUGUUGUUGUGUGUGUGUAUUGUUGUGUGUGUGUUGUUGUGUGUGUGUUAUGUGUGUGUGUGUAGUUAUGUGUGUGUGUUGUUGUUGUUAUAUGUGUGUGUUGUUAUGUGUGUGUAUUGUUAGGUGUGUGUGUGUGUGUGUGUAUAUUGUUAUGUGUGUGUGUGUGUGUGUGUUGUUGUGUGUGUGUGUGUUGUUAUGUGUGUGUGUUGUUGUGUGUGUUGUUGUGUGUGUUGUUGUGUGUGUGCUCGCCUCAGUCCACCACGUCCACAGUUCUACAUACCCAUAAAUACCCAGUGAUGUGUCCCCUACACAGUGAUAGCAGCUCUCCGCCUGGCAGCCCAUAGAUACCCAGUGAUGUGUCCCCUACACAGUGAUAGCAGCUCUCUGCCUGGCAGCCCAUAGAUACCCAGUGAUGUGUCCCCUACACAGUGAUAGCAGCUCUCUGCCUGGCAGCCCAUAGAUACCCAGUGAUGUGUCCCCUACACAGUGAUAGCAGCUCUCUGCCUGGCAGCCCAUAGAUACCCAGUGAUGUGUCCCCUACACAGUGAUAGCAGCUCUCUGCCUGGCAGCCCAUAGAUACCCAGUGAUGUGUCCCCUACACAGUGAUAGCAGCUCUCUGCCUGGCAGCCCAUAGAUACCCAGUGAUGUGUCCCCUACACAGUGAUAGCAGCUCUCUGCCUGGCAGCCCAUAGAUACCCAGUGAUGUGUCCCCUACACAGUGAUAGCAGCUCUCUGCCUGGCAGCCCAUAGAUACCCAUUGAUGUGUCCCCUACACAGUGAUAGCAGCUCUCUGCCUGGCAGCCCAUAGAUACCCAUUGAUGUGUCCCCUACACAGUGAUAGCAGCUCUCUGCCUGGCAGCCCAUAGAUACCCAUUGAUGUGUCCCCUACACAGUGAUAGCAGCUCUCUGCCUGGCAGCCCAUAGAUACCCAUUGAUGUGUCCCCUACACAGUGAUAGCAGCUCUCUGCCUGGCAGCCCAUAGAUACCCAUUGAUGUGUCCCCUACACAGUGAUAGCAGCUCUCUGCCUGGCAGCCCAUAGAUACCCAUUGAUGUGUCCCCUACACAUGUGACAUGUUAGAAUGAGGAUGGAAAGACUAUGCACUCCAAAUGGCACCCUAUUCCCAUAGAGCACCGGUCAAAAGUAGUGCACUACAUAGGGAAUAGGGGGUGGCAUUUGGGGCGUACCCAGCGAAGCUUGGCUCCCGGGGGAUAGCUUCACCUCCCCCUCCACCUGAAAUAAUCCUCCUGCCUCCUGUUAACAACGGGACUGCUAAUUAACUGUGGAGCCGCUGGCGCUGCAGUGUUGCAGCUGCUGUUUGGAGACGCCGUGAGCCCCUGGGACCUAUCAGUUACCCCAGAUAGGAAGCUCAGGUGGCGGGGAGAGGGCCUGGCCUAUGGGGCCUGAGCCGGUUAUGAGAUCUGAUGUCUUCGGUUUCACCAUUUUCACUGCAGUUCUGAUGCCUGGAACCGGAAACUCUAUCCCUCAGGAGCAGGAUGUCAUGUUGGCUUCAAACACACGUCCUCCUCGGUUUGAUUGUGUGUCAUGUUCUGUUUCCAGAUCACCCAUUACACAUAG
Messenger RNA from Coregonus sp. 'balchen', 16412 nucleotides. NCBI's taxonomy places the organism in Eukaryota, Metazoa, Chordata, Actinopteri, Salmoniformes, Salmonidae. The record is from the annotation of a GenBank genome assembly.